AUGCAUCAGCUGCGUGCCCAGCCUGUGAAGGCCCCGGAGCCAGCCGAGGAUGAGAACAAGCCAGAGCUCCUGGCCCACGAGCUGCUGGGAGGCCUCGCCCAGGCCCAGCCAUACGGUCUGGGGCAGUUUGUGGUCGGAGAGUCUGGAAACAAGGUGGGUCCCCAGCAGCUCUCCUGGAGCUCCCUGAGAAAAUUCGGCCCGGGUUCUCAUUCUUGCCACGUGUGCUCAAACCGGCACGGUCUGAUCCGGAAAUACAGCCUCACUAUGUGCCGUCAGUGUUUCCGUCAGUACGCCAAGGAUACCGGCUUCAUCCAGCUGGACUAA
This is a messenger RNA of Echinops telfairi (small Madagascar hedgehog), 324 nucleotides long. Its product is annotated as 40S ribosomal protein S29-like. Bases 1 to 324 code for a protein of 107 amino acids. Gene Ontology annotation, biological process: translation. The transcript has 3 exons. The record is from RefSeq and is a predicted model, not a curated record. Gene Ontology annotation, molecular function: zinc ion binding; structural constituent of ribosome. NCBI's taxonomy places the organism in Eukaryota, Metazoa, Chordata, Mammalia, Afrosoricida, Tenrecidae. Gene Ontology annotation, cellular component: cytosolic small ribosomal subunit; ribosome.